Molecule: messenger RNA, 514 nt
Organism: Acaulospora morrowiae
Lineage: Eukaryota; Fungi; Glomeromycota; Glomeromycetes; Diversisporales; Acaulosporaceae
Source: the annotation of a GenBank genome assembly
CAAGGCCAACGAUGAUGAAGCCCUAGCAGCCAAAGACUACAAGGGGAAAGAUGACGUGAACGAACCGGAGAACAAGCCGGAAGAAGUCGACGGAUUAGUUACUCAGAACCUAGAGAGAGAGCAUCAUCAGAGGGAAUUGAGGUACCGACCCGAAGACAGGACAUCUAAAGAGAAUAAACGAACGGAGAAUGAGUUGCAGCUCACCAUAGGAAACAGCAAGGGGAGACGGUAUGAAGAUUUGAACGCGGAAGUGACAGUCGCACUGGCAGACCCAUCCAGCACAAAAUAUCCACCAAUUCCAAUGAACCACCGUGAUCAAGGAGGACAUGACAUCACGCGAGAUGAUACGGAGCCUGGCAGAACCAAUGGAAGAAGGGAUGAGUUAGAUAAUGACGAGAUGAACCGGAGAGAAGAUCACCCGACGAUUGGAGAGAUGGAACCUCAAACCGAUGAACGAUGGCGACGAAAGAUGAAAGAAGCUGACGACAUACCCGACGACGCAAAGACCACAUAA